Messenger RNA from Cotesia congregata, 417 nucleotides. The record is from the annotation of a GenBank genome assembly. Lineage: Eukaryota; Metazoa; Arthropoda; Insecta; Hymenoptera; Braconidae.
AUGGAGAGUUUUAAAAUAAACUUAGCGUUGAUAUUCUUCUUUAUUGCAUUUGCCAGCGCAAUAAACAAACUAGAUCCUGAAGAAUACAGAUUUUCCUACAGAUGUUUCGAAGACUCAGUGGUAGUUUCUUUUGAACAGCAAUCACCCUACGAAGUUCAUCUGUACACAGUAUCUUCAGACAAAGACGAGUAUAGAUGCUCGAGAACUUUCACUCCAAAUGAACCAGCGAUAAAGGAAUUAAACUUCAAAUCCUGUUCAUACGCUGCCCGACAAUUCCAAGUGUAUGUUGACGAACAAUACGGUAGAUCUUUACAGCAACAUUUCUUCUCAGUUAAUUGUAGAGUUCCAGAAACUCCAAGAGAACUUUCUUUUUGGGAUAAAUUGACCCAAAUUUUUAAAUCAGAUAGAGAAGAAUAA